Messenger RNA from Prorocentrum cordatum, 607 nucleotides. The record is from the annotation of a GenBank genome assembly. NCBI's taxonomy places the organism in Eukaryota, Dinophyceae, Prorocentrales, Prorocentraceae.
CGGAGGGCGGAGAGAAGGGCGAGGGCGGAGAAUGGGGCGAGGCGGGGGGCCACCCCCUCGCCCCACUCUCCGCCCCCUCCCCGCCCCCACUGCCAUCCUGGGGAGCGGCGGGCGUCCGCGCCAGCGGACCGGGCAGGGCCCUGGCGGACAUUGGCACCGAGAGCACCGGAGGCUUCAACCCGAUCGGGACCGCGGCGGGCCUGUCGUUGCCCGUCAUCUACGCCUUCCCCGGAGUCCCAGAAGGCGGAGGUGAGAGAGAAGGAGGAGGAGCUCGCCCGGGCGAGGCGCGAAACGCCCUCGUUCAUGGAGUUGCUGCCCAGCACAUUCAUCGACCGGUCGGAUAUGAGGCAGAAGGAGGAGGCUCUGCGCAGAGUCCAGGACGGCGAGGCGACCUACUCCGUGCUCCUCCCCGUCGCGGUCCUCGCGGGCGCCGCCGUGGUCGCCCCGCCGAUCUUCACCAACGUCGGCGCCUGGCUGAGCCUCUUCCGGUAAUCAUUGGCCCGGGGGGGCGCGAGCCGCCGGGGCGGCCCGCGCGGGCGGGCCAGGGCGCGGCGGGUGCCCCGCCCGCGCGCUCCCUCGUGCUCCAGCGUCCUGCCUGCCACUCUCU